AUGGGGAAGAUAAAGACUCACAUCAGCAUAGUUGUAGUCGGACACGUCGGCUCCGGCAAGUCAACCACCGCUGGCCACUUGAUCUACAAAUGCGGCAGCAUUGAUGAAUGUACGAUCGAGAAAUUCGAAGAGGAAGCCCAGGAAAUGGGGCGGAGUUCUUUCAGAUACGCUUGGGUGUUGGACAAACUGAAGGCCGAACGUGAACGUGGCAUAACCAUUGACACCACUCUGUGGAAAUUUGAAACUGCCAACAAAUAUAUCACCAUUAUAGACACACCCGGACAUCGUGAUUUUAUGAAGAAUAUGAUCACCGGAACAUCGAGAGCUGAUUGCGCCAUGCUUGUCGUUUCCGCCGAUACCGGUGAUUUCGAAACUGGCAUCUCCAGCAAUGGACAGAUCCUCGCACAUGCCACGCUAGCUUUCACCCUGGGCGUUCAGCAGCUUAUUGUCGUCGUUAACAAGAUGGACUUAACUGAGCCUCCAUACAGUGAGGCUCGUUUCAAUGAAAUUAGAAACGAUAUUUCUUUCUACAUCAAGGAAAUUGGUUACGACCCAACGACAGUUGCUUUUGUCCCUAUUUCCGGAUGGCAUGGAGAAAAUCUAAUCGAACCAUCCACCAAAAUGCCCUGGUUUACGGGAUGGAUUGUCGAACGCAAAGAAGGCAAGCUUCAGGGUAGGUGUUUGAUUGAAGCUUUGGAUGCUAUGCGGCCUCCAACCCGUCCAACAGACAAGCCUCUGCGUCUUCCCCUGCAGGAUGUAUACAAAAUUAGCAGUAUUGGAACUGUUCCAGUUGGUCGAGUAGAAACUGGUAUUCUAAAGCUUGGUACCCUGCUUUCGUUUGCCCCAGUUAACCUAAGCGCUGAAGUGAAAGCGUUUGAAAUGCCUCGUGCAAUACUGCUGGAGGCACUGCCGGGGGAUAACGUCGGUUUCAGUUUUAAGAACGGGUCCGUCAACGGAUUAAGUCGUGGUUGUGUAGCUGGUGACAUCAAGGACAAUCCCCCCAGGGAAGCUGCCGACUUUAUCGCUCAGAUUGUUGUGCUAAAUCAUCCGGGUAGCAUCGCUGAAGGUUACACAUCAAUACUGGAAUGUCACACUGCCACCGUUGACUGUAAGUUAUCCGAGAUCAUGGAGAAGAUUGAUCGUCGUUCGGGCAAAUCGAUUGAGAAGAAUCCAAGAUCGAUCAAAUCCGGCGAUAACGCCGUUGUUAGUUUGAUCCCAUCUCAGCCGUUGUGCGUGGAGACCUUCCGGGAAUUCCCAGCACUGGGAAGGUUCGCUCUGCGGGGGGACAUGCGUCAAAUCAUCGCUGUCGGAGUCGUCAAGUCGGUCAAGUUUAAAAACGUCGAGAAGGUUUCGGGGGCCUCUGCUAAACGGUAAGAAAAAAAGGUAGCCUUUUAUUGUUACUCCACACAAUUCAAAUCAGAAAGCAUAACAUGUAUGAUGAUUAUGUGCUCUAGUGCAAUUUGUUACUUGGAGUAUUUUUACAGUUUAAUUGGGAAUGCGAUGCAUUCGAAUAGAGAAUUGUGAAAUC
Sabethes cyaneus is the source of this 1528-nucleotide messenger RNA. Its product is annotated as elongation factor 1-alpha-like. Gene Ontology annotation, biological process: translational elongation; translation. Bases 1 to 1374 code for a protein of 457 amino acids. Gene Ontology annotation, molecular function: translation elongation factor activity; GTP binding; GTPase activity. The transcript has a single exon. NCBI's taxonomy places the organism in Eukaryota, Metazoa, Arthropoda, Insecta, Diptera, Culicidae. The record is from RefSeq and is a predicted model, not a curated record.